This is a messenger RNA of Alternaria incomplexa, 297 nucleotides long. RefSeq lists its product as uncharacterized. The record is from RefSeq and is a predicted model, not a curated record. The transcript is spliced from 2 exons. The coding region runs from base 1 to 297 and encodes 98 amino acids. NCBI's taxonomy places the organism in Eukaryota, Fungi, Ascomycota, Dothideomycetes, Pleosporales, Pleosporaceae.
AUGAAGGGCGCUGCGUCUCUUGCGCUUACAGAGCUGCCAGUCGAGAGCGAGCCCUCCUCGGACGCAUCGAAUGCAUUACAACGAAAACUCAAAACACAAGAGAGACGAAUUGCCAUUCUGGAACAGAAACUCAUCAAUCGAAAUGGCGGUGGUAAUCCCCCGCAAUAUGGGGAGUUUGUGCCCCAUGAACCCAAGAUCACAGAGGAAAUCAUGUUCAGAGGAAAGGGUUUCAGAUCCCAGUUCAACGGCGCAACGAGUAUCAUGAGCAUGAUCUCCACGGUACAGUCCCAAGCCUGA